Molecule: messenger RNA, 5426 nt
Organism: Pocillopora verrucosa
Lineage: Eukaryota; Metazoa; Cnidaria; Anthozoa; Scleractinia; Pocilloporidae
Source: RefSeq, a predicted model, not a curated record
CGGUACACAAGCCUGAAUUGGUGAUGCGCAAAAAAUAUGCAAAAGCUGAAGCGUUAAUUGGAGUGAGAAGUAAUACGACUCUUUCAUCGAGCGUGUUUAUGAUUUUAAGAACGAUAUGUUAGUUUUGGAGGUUGUUGUCAUUUCUGGGUAGUCGGUAACAAGACGUUUAGAGCUAAUAGCAAUGUUGCUCUGUAAACUUUCGUGGUUGUCUGGUGUAGUCAUAAUCUUUAUAGGUGUCUCGGUUAGGGCACAGAAGCUAACCGCAGUGAGAGAUAAAGUUAGCGUAAAUGUUCGGCAAGAUGUCUCUCUGAACUGGACCUUGGAAAUAAAACCUGGAGAGAAACCUUUAAUAUUAUGUGGAACAAGCACAAGCGGUUUGGAAGACUCGACCCCUACAUUGAAAGACGUACUUUUUGUUAAAGGCAAAUUUCAGGACAAACCUCAGCCAUCAGAUGAGAUGCCUUCCAAAUUUUCCGGCAGAGUCCACAUGAUUUGGCAGAGCCAAACUAUUUCGCUCACGAUCAAGCGGGUUGAUCUAUCAGACGAGGGCUUUUACAUGUGCGAAGUCAGUACGUUAUUUGUCACCGCCAGAGAAAAAAUAUCCUUGGAAGUGAUAGAUCCUCCACGGAUUACAACAGUUCUUCCAAAGGAAAUUAACAAGAAUGAAGGCCAAAAUUUACAACUUACUUGUGAGGCCAAUGGGCGGCCAAAACCAAGGGUCUCAUGGAAGAGAGGAGAAACAGUUUUCAAUAGGACACGGCAGAUUUCCUCUCUGAAUUUUUCACCCUUAACUUACAAAGAUCAUGGGGAAUACAGAUGUGUUGCUGAAAAUGCUGGUGGAAGGGAAGAAAAAAAAGUCAAAAUCAAUGUCCAGUAUUCACCCAAGGAAACCAACAUUACCACAGAUGCUUAUCAGGACACAGUUAGUGAUGGUACUCGCAUUUCAAUCACUUGUGAAGCAUAUGGGAAUCCUAAACCACUUUACCAAUUUUUUAUUGAAGAUAAGCCUAUAACAGAUAGAAAGGCAGAGAUAUCAGGUGUACUAAAUGUGACAGCCAUUACCUUCAGGCAAAGUGGAAUCUACAGCUGUGUACCAGAAAAUGAAAAAGGCAAAGGUCCCAAAAAGGAGGUCACCAUAUACGUCCGACACAAACCGGAGAUCACUCGUCAACCAGCCAACGUGGCUGUAGAUGAAGAUUCCCCUGUAUCAGGGUUUUGUGAUGCCAAAGGUUACCCACCUCCAGAAAUAACAUGGGAGAAAAUACGAGGCAAUAAACUGGUUGCCAGAGGAAGGAAUUUGUUUAUUCCAAAUGCUCAGCGAUCUGAUAAGGGACGGUACAGAUGUGUGGCUUCUAAUGGCUUUGGAUAUGCAAGUGCAGAAUUUAGGAUUGAUGUUUACUACAAGCCUGUUAUUAAUAGGACUGCAUCAAGUCAAGACGUUCCAGUGUGGGCAGGGAAUACGGCAAAUUUGUCAUGUGUUGCUGACGGCAACCCAGCUCCUCGAUACAUCUGGACUAACUCAACUGGUCAUGUAGCAACCUCAGAGGAGAGUGGAGUACUGCAGGUAACUCCACAGGAUUCCGAUGGUUUUGGGCCGUACACAUGUACAGUGGAGAACAGUAAAGGAAAGGAUUCCUAUGAUAUACGUCUGGUGAAAGUUGAUAAACCAAUUGUCAAACUUAACCUUGAAGCACGGUCCACAACCUCUCUCUCCUUCACUUGGUCAUUACUGUCAGAUAGCAUGAGCAAUUUACAUCUGCAGUACUACACUUUACGAUACCGUAUGGAUCAGGACAGCACCUGGUUGACAAAAAGAAUUUCUCCACAAGACAAUUCUUACGUGCUUACUGAUUUACAGCCAUAUACUUUGUAUACUGUACAAUUGCUUGCAACAAAUUUGCACUUUACUAGUGACCCAUCGCGUGUCACAGCAAUGACUGGUGCAGCAGCACCUGGACCUCCUGAGAAUGUCAGGGCAUAUGCAGUCAACAGGACGUCUAUUCGUGUGGAGUGGGACCCCCCAAAGAAACCCAAUGGACCAAUAAAAACAUACUCUGUCUUUAUCCCAGACAGUGUGCACUUGGUGUCUGUUAAGGAAAAUGUUACUGAGGUUGUCAUUGGACAUCUGGAGCCAUACACCAACUACACUGUGAAAGUGAGGGUGCAAAACAGUGUAGGUACAAAGGAGAGCUCUGCUGUGAUUGUUCAAACAAAACAAUCAGCCCCGAGUAAACCAGGUAAACUUGAGGCAAACAUGACAGGACCUUACAGUGUGCGUCUAAAAUGGACAAAACCAAAAAGAGCAAAUGGCAUAAUAGUGAUAUUCAAAGUAAGAAUGUUCUGGAGGUUCAAGAACAGAAAAGGAGGGUACAAAUACGAUACUUACAUUAUCCCUGCAAAAGUUACAAACAAGAGGAGGAAAAGGAGACUUGCCCGUGAAACGUCAGACAAUAUUGUAUGGAGGCUAGAUCCCUUCAGAGACAUAGAGCUAAAAAAGAUACAGCCUUUUGCUAUCAUAUCAGUGCGUGUAUCUGAGGCAACUAGAGAUGAUGACAAGGAACCAAUGUGGAGUCCAUUUUCCAGUAACCAGACCAUAGAGACUAAGGAGGGAGCACCAGGUGCUCCAAGUGAUGUCAAACUGGAAGAGAAAUCAGCCACGUCCUUGUUAGUGACUUGGAAAUCACCUGAGUAUCCAAAUGGAAUUAUUCAGGGAUACAGGAUAAUCUACUCUGACAACACAGGGAGAAACGUCAGCACAGCAGAUAUCACAAAAGGGCUGACCAAUAAAACAUUGUUUUAUCUAUUAACUGGUCUCAAGGAGAAUGCAGAGUACAAAGUUUAUGUUCAAGCUUUUACUAGUUAUCCAGGGAAGGUCAGCUCUCCAGUCAUUUACAACAAAACACCAGUAGAUGUGGCAGAACGUACUGGAGUGGACACUGGAUCUCUGUAUGGUGGAGUAUUUGCUGGGAUAAUAAUUUUGGCUUUUGCGAUCAUCAUUAUUGCUUUAAUUAUAAGAAAACACAGAAGACGAAGAGAUUCCACAGAACUCAAGAACAAUCGUUAUGCUGUGGCUAACUCUAAUGACAGUGGGAUAGGAGAUAAGGACUCUCUUGACCGUGUGCCUGGGAUCAAGUAUCUUCAAGGGCGACGUGGAUCAGAAGAUGUAGUGGGUCCAGGAAAGUUUGUAACAAUCAAACCCAUUCCUAUUGAAAAGCUGAGAGAAUACUGUGAAAUCAAUCAAGCUGAUGGCAACAAGGCAUUUAGAGAAGAGUUUGUGUCCAUCCGGGUACCAGGAAACUUCACAUGGGAGAGCAGCCAGAGACCAGAAAAUAAAGCCAAGAACAGAUACAAGAACAUUAUUCCAUAUGACCACACGAGGGUGCAAUUAGUGGAGUUGGAUGGUUAUCCAGGAAGUGAUUACAUCAAUGCCAACUUCAUUGAUGGUUACAAUCAUCACUGCAAGUUCAUUGCUACACAAGGUCCUGUUGCUAGCACAUUUGGAGACUUCUGGCGAACGGUCUGGGACCAAGGCGUUUGUAUCAUUGUCAUGGUUACAAACAUGGUGGAAGGAGGACGGAUAAAGUGUCUGAAGUAUUGGCCGAGCGCCAGUCCAGAAAUGUACGGUCCUGUCCUGGUUUCUCCGGGUGAUGAGGAAGAACUUGCUGACUAUGUGAUUAGAAAGUUUUCUGUUCAGAUGACCUCAGACACAGCCGAGUAUCGCGCUCGUGAGGUGAUACAGUAUCACUUCACGGCUUGGCCUGAUCAGGGGGUCCCUACCCACGCAACCUCCUUGCUUGCUUUCCUGAAGAAGGUCCGUGCCUCUGUGCCAGAGGAUUCUGGGCCCAUUUUGACCCACUGCAGUGCUGGUGUAGGACGCACCGGGACAUACAUUGUACUUGACGCCAUGUUGGACCAAAUAGAUGCUGAGGGGGUGGUAGACAUCUAUGGUUUUGUCUGUCAUAUCCGUCAACAGAGAAGCGCCAUGGUGCAGACAGAGGCCCAGUACGUAUUUAUCCAUGACGCUCUGGUGGAGUAUGUCACAUGUGGCAGUACAGAAUUUGCUGUGCGUGACCUACCAGAGAAUUUGCGUGUUCUUAACACCAUUGAUCCAGACAGUGGAGAUUCGCUUCUGGUGGUGGAAUUCAAGAACCUUGGCCUGGGUGACUCAGAUUACGAUUCAUUCAUCAGCGCCUCUCAGCCUGAAAAUAAAUCCAAGAACAGAUUUGCCAUACUCCCAUUUGAUCGAUCAAGAGUAAAACUGUGGCCUUUCACGGGUAUGGUGGGGUCUGAUUACAUAAACGCAAGUUUUGUAGACAGUUUCCAGCAGCGCGAGGCAUUCAUUGCCACCCAGGCCCCGUUGGAUACUACGGUCGUUGAUUUCUGGCGAAUGACCUGGGAAUAUGAAGCUAAUUGCAUUGUCAUGUUAUGCACACAGAACGAGAGAGAAGAGGGAAUCUGUGCAUCUUAUUUGCCUCACAAAGAGGAGUUCAUUGUUUAUGGUUUGUUGAUGAUCGAGAUUGAAGCGGAAGAUCUGAGAAAUGGUUUCUGUAGAAGACAACUGAAAAUUACGAACACAAAGAGCGGUGAAGAGCGCACCCUUUAUCAUUUUCAUUUCACGGACUGGGCAGAGCGCUCAAUUCCUCUUAAUGGUGUCGGGCUUCUUGACAUGAUGAAAUGUAUCACAAGGGUGCAGCAGCAGACAGGCAAUGGACCAAUAGUCGUCCACUGCAGUGAUGGAAGUGGUCGUACUGGCACUUUCUGCGCUAUUAAUAUAGCGCUGGAGCGGGUCAAACUUGAUGGUUCAGUAGACAUGUUUCAGACCGUACGGCGCUUGCGUACUCAGAGACCUCUUAUGGUACAGACAGCGGAGCAGUACAAGUUCUGUUAUGCGAAAAUACUGGAAUAUCUUCACAAACAAGACAAGUGCUAUACAAAGUGUUGCACAUUACGUGAGGCCUCUUGUCUCAGAGAGCUGGUAGAGCCCUUUAACAUUAUUUAUGAAAAAGAUUCAGUGCCCUCUUUGUUGGAGAAUUCAGCACUAUUUCUCAUCGGAUAGAGAGAACAGACAACUCAAGAAAUGGAUACAGUGAUCUUUUAUUCUCGAUGAAUGACACACCCCCAAAAAAACCCUGCACGGAAAGAGAACUUCAUGCCAUAUCGAAGUGAAGUUCAUGAGUUGUUGGUAGUGGUUCUUUGAAGUUAAAAUUGGCUUCCCAAGUGCACUUAAAAGGAAAGGAACGAUUGUUUCGAUCACGGUAUUAAUUUUGUUUCUGCAAUAAUGUUUAAUUCUCAUGGGUAUUUUCUUGGAAAAGUGAUGUAAUAAUUAAGAUAUUUUAAAAUUGGUGCUAAAUUGCUCAGACGCAUAAUUCUAGAAUCUCUGUAAUUACAACUGGACCUCACUUGACUUUUCCACGGUUUCAUUAGGG